This is a messenger RNA of Rubroshorea leprosula, 1489 nucleotides long. Lineage: Eukaryota; Viridiplantae; Streptophyta; Magnoliopsida; Malvales; Dipterocarpaceae. The record is from the annotation of a GenBank genome assembly.
GUUGCGGAGGCUUUAAAUGGCUUAGUUAAAAGGCCGAAAUGGAGGGCUUAUUCCAUGGUAUUGCAGUGGGUACCAAGGGAUUAGCUAUUUCUUUGCUGCAAUUUGCUGAUGAUACUAUGAUUAUGGGGAAAGCAGAUAGUGAGAAUAUUUUCAUGGUCAAAACCAUUUUAAGAUGGUUUGAGCUAAUGUUUGGGUUGAGGAUUAACUUCAGUAAAAGUUGUGUUUCUAGUUUAAAGGUGUCUCAACGGUGGAUUCAAGGGGCGGCAAGUGUUCUGCAUUGUGAAGUAGGGAAAAUCCCUUUAAUGUAUUUGGGAAUGCCUAUUGGGGGGAAGAAUGGGAGUAGCAAAAUGUGGGAUCCGGUUAUAAAUAAAUUCCGUGUUAAGCUGGCUGCCUGGAAGUCCGCUGCAUUGUCUGUUAGUGGUCGUAUCACUUUACUUAACUCGAGGUCCUUUUUGUGGGGUGGGGUGGAAUUAAAGAGGAAGAUUCCAUGGGUUAAGUGGGAUUAUGUGUGCACUAGUAAGAGGAAGGGAGGUCUUGGUGUGUCGGAUUUGCAUCGUAAAAAUUGGGCACUUUUAGGGAAGUGGUGGUUUAAACUAGGUGAUGGAGCAGAGGGAUUGUGGAAACAAGUGGUGUGGGAGAAGUAUUAUGGUGGAAGGGAGGAAGUAGAUAUUACAGCAGUAGAUACAGUUCAAGUGUCUAGGAUUUGGAAGGAUGUUAUUAGUAUUGGUUUGUGCUCUAGUAGUUUAAAGAAUAUGUUGGUGAAUGGUUUUAAAUGGGAGGUGGGGGAUGGUAGUCGGGUACAUUUCUGGAGAGAGGUUUUGGUAGGGGACAAGCCUUUGAGAGAUUUAUGUCCUCGAUUGUUUGAGUUGGCAGUAAAAAAGGAUGGUUUAGUUAGUGAGAUGGGGGGUUGGGAGGAAGGUUGUUGGAGAUGGAAUAUAGCUUGGAGGAGGGGGCGAUUAGGUAGGGAGCAGGAUGAAGAGCUGGUGUUAUGGGAGACUAUAAAUAGAGCUCAAAUAAAGGCAGGUACUGAUGAUUGUUGGCAUUGGGUGCAUGGUUCAGAUGGGAAGUAUGUGGGUGCUAUCUUGGUGAGGAAUGGAGACGGUGUUGCCGAAUGUAGUGGGGGGAGUAGCAGAAUUUUUCUUGUUUGGAUUGGAGCAUUUAAAGGAAAUGUGGUUCAAAGGGAUGACUUGGUGGAGAUGAUACAGGCCAAGACUUUCUUCUGGAUUAAAAAUUACUUGCAGGGCUAUGUUUUUUCGCUGGUUGAUUGGAAGAUCAAUCCGGUGGAGACUGCUGCAGAUAUAAGAAAGAACAAAAGCAUGCUGAAGGAGUUCUGCAGGAAUAUAAAUGGUAGGAAGGAUUAGGUGCAGAUCACAUGUUUUUGUUUUUUUUUUGGAAAUGGCUGCUAUAUGAGUACUUUAUGAUUUUAAAUUUCUGCUGUAUGUAGUUUUUACUUUUGUAGAAGGGUUGGAGUACCCCUUGUAUUCCAUAU